This is a messenger RNA of Clupea harengus (Atlantic herring), 2573 nucleotides long. RefSeq names its product U2 small nuclear RNA auxiliary factor 2a (gene u2af2a). Gene Ontology annotation, molecular function: RNA binding. The record is from RefSeq and is a predicted model, not a curated record. Gene Ontology annotation, biological process: female sex differentiation; mRNA processing. NCBI's taxonomy places the organism in Eukaryota, Metazoa, Chordata, Actinopteri, Clupeiformes, Clupeidae. Gene Ontology annotation, cellular component: nucleus.
AAAUGUCACCCGGAAAUUCUUUAAUCAGCUACCAGGUCAAAAGAGCGAAACGACCGUGCUAGACCGAGCUCUUCUUUCCAAGUGGAAUUGAAAUAAAAUAAAUAACAUAGUUGUACUCUAUCUUGUUCAAAGUCUGUAUAUCCUACUUUAUCGACUGAUAGAUCGCCAUUCAUUCCAGUCUAAAGCGACUAAUUAUUUCAAAGGCAACACGUUUUCUAGAAAGGUCUUCAUGUGGUAGUUGGCUAAGUUGCUAGCUAAUUAGCCCAUCAAAUCCUGAACAGACAUUUGGAUGGGUUCAGUGCAUGCAAUGAUGCCGAUCUGCUUCAAGUAGGAUAGCGGUUAUCAUUUGCAUAAGGUUAUUAUAACGGUUUUUAUUCAGACGCUGUGAACUUUGUUGUCCGUUGAAAGUGCGCGUAGCUGCACAGAGUACCAAGCUCACCACUCCCCCGUCUAAGGUUAGCUAGCAUCGUGGAGUACCACGAACAUGUCGGAUGAAUUUGAUGAAUUCGAGAGGCAGUUGACAGAAAACAAACAAGCCGACAGGGACAAGGAGAAUAAACACCAUGGGCGCAGUCGAUCGCGAAGUAAAAGCCGUGAGAAGAAACGGAGAAGCCGAGAUCGAGACAGAGAAAGGAGGACUAGCAGAGACCGACAUGCAGAGAGCAAAGAUCGUAGACAGAGACGCAGCCGUUCCCCACAUCGUGAACCAAAGAAGAAGAAAAUCAAGAAGUACUGGGAUGUCCCACCACCUGGCUUUGAACACAUCACUCCCAUGCAAUACAAAGCCAUGCAGGCUGCAGGUCAGAUUCCAGCCACUGCCCUGUUGCCCACCAUGACCCCUGAUGGCCUUGCAGUCACCCCCACCCCAGUGCCAGUGGUCGGCAGCCAGAUGACCCGGCAGGCUCGUAGACUCUAUGUUGGCAACAUCCCAUUUGGCAUCACUGAGGAGUCCAUGAUGGACUUCUUCAACGCUCAGAUGAGGUUGGGUGGAUUGACUCAGGCACCAGGGAACCCUGUCCUUGCUGUUCAGAUCAACCAGGAUAAGAACUUUGCCUUUCUGGAGUUCCGUUCGGUUGACGAGACAACCCAGGCCAUGGCCUUUGACGGAAUCAUCUUCCAAGGCCAGAGUCUAAAGAUCCGCCGGCCGCAUGACUACCAGCCUCUCCCGGGUAUGAGUGAGAACCCCAGCGUCUAUGUACCAGUGGUGUCAACAGUUGUGCCAGACUCGGCGCACAAACUCUUUAUCGGCGGCCUUCCUAAUUAUCUCAACGAUGAUCAGGUGAAAGAGUUGUUGACCUCAUUUGGACCUUUGAAAGCCUUUAACCUGGUAAAGGACAGUGCCACUGGUCUCUCAAAAGGCUAUGCCUUCUGCGAAUAUGUUGAUGUCAACGUCAGUGAUCAGGCCAUUGCAGGGCUGAAUGGCAUGCAGCUGGGUGACAAGAAGCUCCUGGUGCAGAGAGCCAGUGUGGGCUCCAAAAAUGCCACUCUGACAAGUAUAAACCAGACGCCGGUGACGCUGCAGGUCCCUGGCCUGAUGAACAGCUCAAUGAACCAGAUGGGCGGGAUCCCCACAGAAAUACUGUGUCUCAUGAACAUGGUGGUGCCGGAGGAGCUGGUGGAUGACGACGAGUACGAGGAGAUCGUGGAGGACGUGAAGGAGGAGUGCGGCAAAUAUGGCCAGGUGAAGAGCAUCGAGAUCCCAAGGCCUGUGGACGGAGUGGAAGUGCCCGGCACUGGCAAGAUUUUUGUGGAGUUCAUGUCUGUUUAUGACUCGCAAAAGGCAAUGCAGGGGCUCACAGGAAGAAAGUUUGCCAACAGGGUGGUUGUGACCAAAUACUGCGACCCUGACGCCUAUCAUCGCCGUGACUUUUGGUAGAGGGAAGGGAAGUACAGAGCAGUGAUGGGAGGUGAGCGUGGAGUGAACAGUACUCUGUGGGCUAUGUGUAUGAGGAAUUCUCAAGAAGAGGGUUAAGAAAGCGUCAGGGGAAAACAGGUUUUAUCAGGAAAAAGCUAAGACGAGAGCUAUCAGAUUCUGAUAUCAGAUCAGAGUAGAUGGGACGGAGUAGUGUGCUAUGUGAUCCUUUCAUCAGUGAGCGAGAAUGUGUAAUAUGAAUUACUGUGUUCUGUUCUUCUUAUUUGAGAUUUAGAUGUUGCUAAAGUAUUGAAUUGAGGUCAAUUGGGUACUGGGGGGACCUUUUAUAUGAAUUAAAUUGAAAGAUUUCAUCACAAUUCUUCUUUUAGAGUCUUCUUUCUGUCUGUCUCUUCAUUUUUUUUUUUUUUUUUUUCAUUUUUUUUUUUUUAUUCCUCCCUCUCUACCCUGCUCUCUCCACCUACGUCUUUUUUAGUGUCCAGGAUUGGUGAAGGUGCUUUUGCCCUUAUUACAUCUAACCAAAUUUGUAAACAGCAAAACAAAGGUUUAACUUAAAUGAUCCUAUUUUAUACAUACUGUAUAUCUAAAUGUUGACUGCUGUUUUUUAAACUGUCACAAGCUGUAUGUGUCACAAAUAACAUACUGCGUUGAUGUUUGAGGACCAGUAGAACAAUUUGACUUAAUAAACAUGAUGCAUUUGAAA